Molecule: messenger RNA, 1422 nt
Organism: Fusarium pseudograminearum CS3096
Lineage: Eukaryota; Fungi; Ascomycota; Sordariomycetes; Hypocreales; Nectriaceae
Exons: 2
Coding region: 1-1422 (473 amino acids)
Biological process (GO): protein phosphorylation
Molecular function (GO): ATP binding; protein kinase activity
Source: RefSeq, a predicted model, not a curated record
AUGAAAGCCAAAGAGCCAACGAGCACCGGAGUCCAGUCUGUGCCAUAUCACGACUACUCAGACGAAGAAGAGGAAGAAGAAGAAGAGCCUGUGUUUGAGAUUCUCAGGAAAGCUGAGAAUAAUGUCUGGAUCGUCACCAGACAAGGAGACCCUCGCAAAGAACAGUAUCUUGCCAGUCCUAGCCCCUUCGGCGUUCGGCCACGCGGUAAUACUGCACAAAAUCGCCAGGAAGCUGGUGCGCUGAAGAGUCUUCUCUCGAACCACAAUCAAGCCCAUACAAUCCGCCAGGUUCUCAACCAUGAGAAUCUGAUCUCAAUCGCCGGUGUUAUGCAGUACCAGGUUUUCACCAGGCAACAAAUCCCUGAUACUGAAAGGAAUGACGUGCAGCUCCUCGUCUGGGAUUUCGCUGAUGCGGGCAAUCUUAGCGCCUUAUUUCGCCAUUAUCCUGUCGACCACUCAUCCUUCUACCUCCCCGAAUCCCUCUGCUGGCAUGUCCUCCGCUCCAUGAUUCGUGCGGUAACUUGGCUUCAUGAUGGGAAACGACUCGUGUACCGGCAUCAAAGUAGUGAUCCAGAAAGCCCUCUACUAAUCGACUGGCUGAAUGUCAACACGGACUGGUUCUCAAUCUUGCACCGGGCUAUCGAGCCCAAAAACAUUUGGUUCCAGCACCCACGCGGUACCGAGACCUAUGGCCAGUGUAAACUGGGCGAUUUCAGCACAGCUGCCGUUACAGGCCAUGCCGUCGAUGGCCGCAACGAUAAUAAGAAAAACGAUGCGCCGGAUGGCUCAUGUGGAAUAGCACUUGCUACAAGACAAGGACUCAAGCCACUAGAAACAGCUCGCGAAGCAUUGGAGGGCGACUUGAAUUUGGCUGCAAUGGGCGAGGGAGAUCGCCCGUACACGCUCAGAGACGAAAUUUGGUCGAUAGGUGCCACAGUACUCACCAUGAUGACAGGGCAGGCGCCUUCUCACUACUGCGAGCACUGCGGAUGCUGUCACGUUCGGUUUUGCGAAAGCGGUGGGUGCCUUGAGAAGAAAGCUGCUGCGAAAGGUUGCGAUUGUCUACUCGGAGGCUGCGAGCACAUACCUGAGGGUGAAGAAUGUGAGGACUCCAUUAGUCACUGGCCUACUUGUCCUCCUCGUCAUCAUUGCUCGGAGGUCCCUAUCAACAUUGAUUCGUUGAUUGCCCGAGCCCGGUACUCCAAGAUGUUGCGCACUCUGGUCAAGGAACUGCUCAACUUUGAUCCCAACGGACCCCAGAGGAAGACUGUUCGAUUCUUUCGGAUGUGGCAUUAUGCUAGUGCGAUUGAAGAAGUGUACAAGGAGUGGAAGACGGAGACUCAAGAGGGACAAGACUAUGUCGACAUUGAUGAUGACAUGGAGAGAAGAAUAAUGUUGGCAGACGAGGAGGAGGAGGAAUAA